CACUCCCGUGCCGGAAGUGAACGGCACAGCGCCGGAAGCGGCCGGAGGAAGGUCCUCGUGGAGUAGACGCCAGCAUGGGGCAGUCGGGGCGGUCCCGGCACCAGAAGCGAGCACGCGCCCAGGCUCAGCAGCGCAACCUCGAGGCCUACGCCGCGCAGCCGCACUCGUUCGUGUUCGCCCGGGGCCGCGCGGGUCGCGGCGUCCGGCAGCUCAGCCUGGACCUACGGCGGGUCAUGGAGCCGCUCACCGCCACCCGCCUGCAGAUACGGAAGAAAAAUUCUCUGAAGGAUUGUGUGGCAGUGGCUGGGCCCCUGGGGGUCACUCAUUUCCUGAUACUGAGCAAAACGGAGACUAAUAUCUACUUUAAGCUGAUGCGCCUCCCAGGAGGCCCCACCUUGACUUUCCGGGUCAACAAGUACACACUGACACGCGACGUGGUCUCCUCGCUGCGCCGCCACCGCAUGCAUGAGCAGCAGUUCACCCACCCUCCCCUCCUGGUGCUCAACAGCUUCGGCCCCCUUGGCAUGCACGUGAAGCUCAUGGCUACCAUGUUCCAGAACCUGUUCCCCUCCAUCAACGUGCACAAGGUGAACCUGAAUACCAUCAAGCGCUGCCUUCUCAUCAAUUACAACCCUGACUCCCAGGAACUGGAUUUCCGCCAUUAUAGCAUCAAAGUUGUCCCUGUGGGCGCAAGUCGUGGGAUGAAGAAGCUUCUCCAAGAGAAGUUCCCCAACAUGAGCCGCCUGCAGGACAUCAGCGAGCUGUUGGCCACGGGUGCAGGACUGUCGGAGAGUGAGGCAGAGCCCGACGGCGAACACAACAUUACAGAGCUGCCCCAGGCCAUCGCAGGCCGCGGCAACAUGCGGGCCCAGCAGAGCGCCGUGAGGCUCACUGAGGUGAGGCCCCCGAGGCUGAGGCACCUCCUCCCGCAGCCCCCGCCUUGCAGGAGGACUGACUCUUCCUCCCUGUCCCUCCAGAUCGGACCUCGGAUGACGCUGCAGCUGAUCAAGAUUCAGGAGGGUGUCGGGGAGGGGGACGUGCUCUUCCAUAGUUUCGUGCACAAGACAGAGGAGGAGCUGCAGGCCAUACUGGCGGCCAAGGAGGAGAAGCUGCGGCUGAAGGCCCAGAGGCAGGACCAGCAGGCCCAGAAUGUCCAGCGUAAGAAGGAACAGCGAGAGGCCCACAGGAAGAAGAGCCUGGCGGGCAUGAAGCGGACACGGGCAGAGGCUGAUGGGGACAGUGAUGCCGAGGACCCCGGGGCCCCCCCGGAGGCAGACAGAGCUGGCCAGCAGGAGGAGGAGGAUGAAGCUGAGUAUUUCCGCCAAGCAGUGGGCGAGGAGCCUGACGAAGACAUGUUCCCAAAUGCCCGGCGGAGACGGUCCACCAGGCCUCCAAGCAAGAAGCAGCGCUUAAAGCAGCGGAGGCCAGACCGGGGCAGCGACCACAGGCCUCCGAAAGCCAAAGGCAGGCCCCGGGGGACCCAAGCCAAGGGGCCUCCAGGGGCUGUUCAGAACUAUGGCCGAGGCCGAGCACAGCGACUGAAGAGAGUGGCCUGAGGUUGCACCUGAGCAGCGGGUUAAGUGCCCCAGAUUGGGGCCCAGAGAUGCUGCCCCGGGCUCCUGCCGGGGCGUCCAGGGGCAGCCCUCUUUCCUUUCAUAAAGGAGCUGGUUCCCCAACCUUCUAAUAAACACUGAUUUCCCA
This is a messenger RNA of Pipistrellus kuhlii (Kuhl's pipistrelle), 1701 nucleotides long. Its product is annotated as suppressor of SWI4 1 homolog. The transcript is spliced from 11 exons. Gene Ontology annotation, cellular component: preribosome, large subunit precursor. Gene Ontology annotation, biological process: rRNA processing; ribosomal large subunit assembly. NCBI's taxonomy places the organism in Eukaryota, Metazoa, Chordata, Mammalia, Chiroptera, Vespertilionidae. Bases 75 to 1556 code for a protein of 493 amino acids. The record is from RefSeq and is a predicted model, not a curated record. Gene Ontology annotation, molecular function: rRNA binding.